AUGACCAAGUCGUACAGCGAGAGCGGGCUGAUGGGCGAGCCCCAGCCGCAGGGCCCCCCGAGCUGGACGGACGAGUGCCUCAGCUCCCAGGACGAGGAGCAUGAGGUGGACAAGAAGGAGGAGGAUCUCGAGGGCUUGCACGCCGAGGCCGAAGAGGACUCGCUGCGAAACGGCGAGGAGGAGGACGAGGAGGACGACUUGGAUGAAGAGGAGGAAGAGGAGGAGGAGGACGACGACGACGACCAGAAGCCCAAAAGGCGAGGUCCCAAGAAGAAGAAGAUGACCAAGGCGCGCAUGGAGCGGUUCAAGCUGCGGCGCAUGAAGGCCAACGCGCGGGAGCGCAACCGCAUGCACGGCCUGAACGCGGCCCUGGACAACCUGCGCAAGGUGGUGCCCUGCUACUCCAAGACGCAGAAGCUGUCCAAGAUCGAGACGCUGCGCCUGGCCAAGAACUACAUCUGGGCGCUCUCCGAGAUCCUGCGCUCUGGCAAGAGCCCCGACCUGGUCUCCUUCGUGCAGACGCUCUGCAAGGGCCUGUCGCAGCCCACCACCAACCUGGUGGCCGGCUGCCUGCAGCUCAACCCGCGGACUUUCCUGCCCGAGCAGAGCCCCGACGUGCCGCCCCACAUGCCGCCGGCCGGCGCCUCCUUCCCGGCGCACCCGUACCCCUACCAGUCGCCGGGGCUGCCCAGCCCGCCCUACGGCACCAUGGACAGCUCCCACCUCUUCCACGCCAAGGCGCCGCCGGGCUUCGGCGCCGCCCUCGAGCCCUUCUUCGAGGGCGGCCUGGGCGAGUGCGCCAGCCCCGCCUUCGACGGCCCGCUCAGCCCGCCCCUCAGCGUCAGCGGCAACUUCGCCUUCAAGCACGAGCCCGCCGCCGACUUCGACAAGGGCUUCGCCUUCAGCGUGCACUACCCCGCCGCCGCCGCCGCCCUGGCCGCCCCCGCGCACGGGCCCGUCUUCGCCGGCGCCGCCGCCGCCGCCCGCUGCGAGCUGCCCGUCGAGGGGCUGCUGCCCUACGAGGGCCACCCGCACCCGCACCACGAGCGCGGCCUGGGCGCCCCGCUCCACGCCAUCUUCCACGACUGA
Messenger RNA from Rhea pennata, 1089 nucleotides. RefSeq names its product neuronal differentiation 1 (gene NEUROD1). Gene Ontology annotation, cellular component: nucleus. The record is from RefSeq and is a predicted model, not a curated record. Gene Ontology annotation, biological process: sensory organ development; positive regulation of transcription by RNA polymerase II; axon development. The transcript has a single exon. Bases 1 to 1089 code for a protein of 362 amino acids. Gene Ontology annotation, molecular function: E-box binding; DNA-binding transcription factor activity, RNA polymerase II-specific; protein dimerization activity. NCBI's taxonomy places the organism in Eukaryota, Metazoa, Chordata, Aves, Rheiformes, Rheidae.